Lytechinus pictus (painted urchin) is the source of this 4339-nucleotide messenger RNA. Its product is annotated as palmitoyltransferase ZDHHC14-like. NCBI's taxonomy places the organism in Eukaryota, Metazoa, Echinodermata, Echinoidea, Temnopleuroida, Toxopneustidae. The transcript is spliced from 5 exons. The record is from RefSeq and is a predicted model, not a curated record. The annotation marks the transcript as partial.
GUGAGCACAGAGCAAGGUGGAUUCUUAGAGGCUCUGAAGAACAAGCCAGCCAGAUAUCCUUUUCCCAUCUUCCUCACACCAUUAGGCAGCAUCGUGGAGGCGUUGGUGUGUUUUAUCUCAAUCUGGUCAGUUUUAGGAUUGGCAGGCUUUCACACGUAUCUCAUCGCAGCUGGUAUUACAACAAAUGAAGAUAUAAAAGGAGCAUGGUCCAAGAAACAUGACCGAGAUGCCUUCAAUCCUUACAGCAAUGGGUCUGCCAUGGCAAACUUCUGCUCAACGUUAUGUGGGCCUAAUACUCCAAGUUUAAUAGACAGGAGAGGUCUUGUGACGGAAGAAUACACCAAGACUCUGGUCCAAAGCAGUCACAUGGCUCCAGCCCAGCCUUACAUUCCAGUACAGAACCAAACGGUGGAUGGCGCCACGUAUCCACGGCAAGCAAUACCACGUUCCAGCCUGACGACCAGCUCUUCCGAUAGCAGCACUUACGAGAGCUGCUCAGAGGAUCGUCCCAUCUCCCGGCAUCACCCCAGACCAGCACACCCAGUCUCCUUCCUCCAGCUGUCCGAUCUCUCAACGACAUCCUCCAUACACAGCAAUAAAGACUACAUCGUGUCUCCGACCAACAGCAAUGCAUCCACAUUGCGGUACUCAGCAGCUCUCAACUCGGUCAACUCCACGUCGUCGCCCCCCGCCCAGCAGCAGCACGAGAUGCAGCCCCUGCUGCCUGCCGGGCACAGCGAGGAGCCCCGUGACCCGAGAGCGGAAGAUAAUCCGGGUUCAUCGCAACCGUCUCCCGCAGAUAUGACAUCUAGCGAUGAUGCUUUCCAGACCCACAGUCAAUGCGGGAUCUUGAAGUUGAGUUCAGUAUAGCACCUUGUAAAGUGGUGUAUUGUGUGGUGUUCAGCAGGACUUCCAUGCCAUGGCAUAAUUUAUAGUUACACCAAUUUUAUAUAAUGCUGACACCUUCUAGCCACGAUGCCUUCCAGCUUCUGUCAAUGUGUAGGAUCUGAUACCACCUUUCAGUUUCAAUGGGUGUUUGCUUUGGUGUUUCGGUGGACGUCCAUGCCAUGGCAUAAAGUAAAUUAACACUAUUUGCAUAUUAUGCGUGAUGCCAUUAACACAGUCUAAACACCAAGGAAUGUAUGCUUUCAUCUGCGCAGCUAAGUUAAGGUUAACAUUGAUAUGAAUAUCAUCAACUUGUGUAGCUAUCUAAACAAUUAGUGGAAUUUGUCUCUAGGAAGUAGGAUGUGUAUUAAUCCAGUGAGUAACUUCAAUUUUGGUGUUGAUUUAAAGUUCAGUGUUGAACUUUUGGUGUCAAAGUUAUUCUAGCAAAAAAUUUGACAUGAAGCCCAUCCUGAGUUGAAUGUGAUUUGGAGCGAGGUAAGGCAGUCUUUAGUAUGCUUCGAACACUAACACCAACUUUAACACCAGUGUCAACACCAAACAGCGUCAACACCAAAAUCACCCAUUACCAUUUGAGAAAGAAUUAGAUUAUGUAUGGGUUAGUGGGUCCAUUCAAACUCACUGAGCCAUUCAAAUGUGUACACUAAGUACAGUACAUUUAUGGAUUUAUCUGGAGCAAUCAUGCAUCAUUAAGCUAAGCACUUUUAUGAGCUUUUGAUUAUUUGAUAUUUAAGUGUUUAUUUUUUUUUCACUCACCUAAGCACUUCAGUGAACACCUGAUUGUUUAGGGUUUUUUUGCAGUCUACAAAUUGUUGUGAAUAGUAGAAAAAUAUCUAACCAAAACCGAACACCUUUCCUCAUUUGAAGACAUGGACCUAUCCACGGAGGAUUAUCUAUUGUUACUGGGGGUGCUGUGACAAUGCUCAGCACCACCAGUAACAAUAGACUAAUCCUCCAUGGAUAGGUCCCUGUUUGAAGAUACCACAAAGUGCUUUAUUCUGUGUCAAACCAGAAGUAUUAUGCCACUACAUUCAAUUUAAUGUAAGUAUACUAUCCAAAUUUAUGAAAUUCCAGUACCAUUGUGGUCAGAGUUACAAUGUAGGACUCACUGUUUUUUGUUUUCAUUGUCAACUUUAUUACAAAAUAUAACACUCUGGCUUUUGUUUCGUGUUGCUGUGUUGCUCUCUACGAUUUGCCUUCAUUAUAAAAGAUCCACUCCUUAUCAUUUCAAAUCAAAGGCUCAGAGAACUUCCACAGGGGAAAAAUGAUGCCGUAGGUACUGCAUGCAUUUAACUGCUUUCAUUGGAUCUCUACUCGGCCGCAUGUAGGGUAUAGAGAACUGAAGCGAUGUCACAAAAACUUUUUCUGCAUUUCAGUGUUUUUAAUACCAUAUCUCGGGGGAGCAUGGUGAAAAAUAUUCACAACCCUUAGGUGUGAAUCUGUACAUGAGUGCCAGGAUGUGGCCAUAUGAAUAUCUAUUAGACCCAUCAAAUUCAAUGUACAUGUAAAUGGGCCUGGUUCUAAUAAGUUAUGAAUCAGGCCAAUUAAAUACCACUUUCAUGAACUCGCUUGUCUAUACCAGACUUGGGCUAAGUAGUAAAAUUUUGAGUUUAUGAAUGCCGCUGUCUAAAAUAGCCAGCGCUAUGCGCAGGCUAUUUUGGUGCUACUUUUAUCAGCACCAGACCAGCGUCAUCGUAAAAGUAGCGUGGCCUUGCUACAGUUACUUUCGGUACUUGUGGUGGGAACAAUUUUAGUGCGGGCCUGGUGCAGACAAAAAAACCAUGAGUUACAAAAAAAGGUAUAACACUGAUUUCAAUGUAUAACACAUGAUUUCAAUGGGGCCUACUGUGUGUAAGGUCUUCAUUAGGCCAUACCUUGGCCAGCGUGAACCAAUUCCUCUCAAACUUAGGGUGUUGAGGGGUUUUUUUUUUAUUAGUUUUUUUUCCGUAAUAUGGUCAUGAACAUGCUGAAAUGCUUAAAAAGAUUCUUGAUUGCUUGAUUGCUGCUGGAAGGGGGGGGGGUCAAAGCUUACAUAAAAUAGUUCAGUAUUGAGUAAGGUGAUUUUAAACAGGGCUGCCAUAAUGCUCUAUCCAAUGAAAAAAGUCUUCCCUUUGGCAAGAAUUGAGGAAGGGAUGUCAUAGUCUGCAAGCACAGACUCAAAUUUGACACUUUAAAAAAAAUUAUGCUACAAUGUGUGUCUAGAGUCACCCUUAACUGUCUGUCUCUGUCAAAGCAGCCGCAACACAUGAAUGAAUCCAGUCUCAUUACUUCAGACUCUGCACUAUGCAAAAACCAAACGUUUUGCCUCCAGACUUAUUGGGACAUCAAUUGAUUUAUUUUGAAUUAACCCUAAGAAGACUGGGAGGGCUGAUUCAGCCCCCCCCCCCUCGACAUUUUUCGGAUAAAUCUGCCUCGCGAAAUCUUUUGACCGCGUCGCUCACUGACUUUUUACAUUCAAGUCUCGCGCAACUUUUGAGACCAAAUUUGCGACUCCCGGGUACGCGGGACCCAAAAUUGCACAAAAACGUGAAUAUGUGUACAAAUCCAAUGCAAAUAGUGUUUUAGUCAAAAUUCAUAAAUGUAUCAUUAUUUUUCCUUUUACUGAUUGAAAUCGAUGAAUUCCAUUUUAUGUAUGGUCAAAAUAAAGUCCCCAACAAUUUCCAUUGAAAAAACAAUAAAAAACAGAAAGUCAAAAAACAACGAAAUACAUAAGAAAUUUAGAAAACAAUAAAAUACAUAAAUAAAUGUGAUUUUGACAUUUUUUUAGUACAUUUUAUCAGAUUUAUAUAAAGUGUCUGUGUACCAAAAAUUAGCAUUUUAGGGGCAUUAUUCAAUUAAUUAAAGCAAACUUUUGAUUUUACGCAUAAACUAGCAUAAUUAAUUAGCAAUAAGAUUUUUCGAAGAAUUUGAUUUUGUAGAUUAUGCCAUGGGUAACGUGCAUGCAUGUCAUAAGGGGGGGCUGAUUCACCCCCCCCCCCCCCAGUCCUCUUAGGCAUCGAAAUAGCCCAGUCUAUUUAGGGUUAAACUUGUUUUUUUCCUCAGAGCUUGAGAAAGAACAUAUUCCCCCCUCAACGCAGCAAAGGUCUAUUCUCAUUCAUUCUAUAUAUUGAAAAGCCAAAAAACAUAGGCAGCUUUAGCAAGGGAUGCACCAAAUUAUAUGUUUUGUUAGGGGAAAAGUGGCUGUAACUAGAAAGUACUGAGCUAAAGUAAUGUACAUUAAUAUUUCAAACAUGUGUGUCCUUAAUGUGUACUCUCGGUCUAAAAUGAUUUCAUGUAAAUAUAAAGAAUCUUUCAAGAUUUAUAUAAUAUGUAUAUAUUUGUAUAUUGUAUACAUAAGAGUAGAUGACAAACUAUUUUGUAUACAAGAAAAUGAAGAAAUGGACAAAACCAAGAUAUUUUACUCUUUUGAACUUGGAAAUAAAACAAGAUUGAUGUA